Astyanax mexicanus (Mexican tetra) is the source of this 4107-nucleotide messenger RNA. It is a transcript of the gene cdk17, whose product is annotated as cyclin-dependent kinase 17. NCBI's taxonomy places the organism in Eukaryota, Metazoa, Chordata, Actinopteri, Characiformes, Acestrorhamphidae. Gene Ontology annotation, biological process: protein phosphorylation. Gene Ontology annotation, cellular component: cytoplasm; nucleus. Bases 503 to 2083 code for a protein of 526 amino acids. Gene Ontology annotation, molecular function: ATP binding; protein kinase activity. The record is from RefSeq and is a predicted model, not a curated record. The transcript has 18 exons.
GUCGAGCGGCUCGUUUUCCUCUUCCUCCGCUGUGAGAGUCUAGGCGGAGGCGGCAGCAGACGGGCAGCAAAUCCGUGAAUACCCCCCUCCCGCUUUGGCCGGCCUCGGCGUCCGCUCAAGGCGAGGCGAACUCCGCAGCUCCGUGAGACCCGGCUGUCCGUGAGCGUCAGGGCGACCGUUGGAGUUUGAAUUGAAUAGGCUGCGCGAGGCGAGCGGAUCCGCACACACGACGAGCACUGAAAACAACAGGGUGGGUGGUUGUGGUGAGAGACGGGCGAAAAGACGGCAUCCGGCCUGCGAGAAGUCGCCGAGGGCUUCGACUCGGCUCGAAACAGCUCUUUUAGUUUCUGGUGGAGAACACUGACAGUGAUUGAUGGACGGUAAUGCCCCUCUCCUGCAUCUAUGGUUUGAGGGAGAAGACUUUCUGACACAAGUAUAACAGAAACAGUGGUCAGCUACUGAAUCUCAUUGGCAUCUCUUGCGUCCUCUGCCUCAGAGGCCCAUGGAGAAGAUGAAGAGAUUUAAGAGGCGAUUGUCGCUUACACUCCGCGGCAGUCAGACCAUCGACGAGUCCCUCUCUGAACUUGCCGAGCAGAUGACCAUAGAGGAGAACAGUAGUAAGGACAGCGAACCCAUAGUGAGGAAUGGCCGGCCACCCUCGUCACACAGCAUGCACUCAUUCCUGCACCAGUACACAGGGUCCUUUAAGAAGCCUCCUCUGCGCCGGCCUCACAGCGUCAUCGGAGGCAGUCUGGGCUCCUUCAUGGCCAUGCCUCGCAAUGGCAGCAGAUUGGAUAUAGUCCAUGAGAACCUAAAGAUGGGAUCAGAUGGAGAGAGUGACCAGGCAUCAGGAACGUCUUCAGAUGAGGUGCAGUCGCCCACUGGAGUAUGUCUGCGGACUAGGACGCAUCGGCGCAUAUCUAUGGAGGAUCUAAAUAAGCGCCUGUCUCUACCUGCUGAUAUUCGAAUUCCUGAUGGUUACUUGGAGAAGCUGCAGCUGAGCAGCCCCCCAUUCGAUCAGCCUCUCAGCCGCCGGUCACGCAGAGCAUCACUGUCAGAAAUUGGCUUUGGAAAACUGGAGACCUACAUCAAACUGGAUAAGCUUGGAGAGGGAACAUACGCCACAGUCUUUAAAGGACGGAGCAAACUGACGGACAACCUGGUGGCUUUGAAGGAGAUUCGAUUAGAGCAUGAAGAAGGGGCGCCAUGCACUGCCAUCAGAGAGGUGUCGUUACUGAAGGACCUGAAGCAUGCGAACAUUGUUACUCUCCAUGAUAUCGUCCACACGGACAAAUCCCUCACGCUUGUCUUUGAGUACCUGGAUAAGGACCUGAAGCAGUACAUGGAUGACUGUGGGAACAUCAUGAGCAUGCACAAUGUCAAGAUUUUCCUGUUUCAGAUCUUACGAGGGCUGGCAUAUUGCCACAGGCGCAAGGUUCUUCACAGAGACCUAAAACCACAGAAUCUGCUCAUUAACGAAAGAGGAGAGCUCAAACUAGCUGACUUUGGUCUGGCCCGGGCCAAAUCGGUCCCCACUAAAACGUAUUCAAAUGAGGUGGUGACAUUGUGGUAUAGGCCUCCAGAUGUACUCUUGGGAUCCUCAGAGUACUCCACACAGAUCGACAUGUGGGGUGUAGGUUGUAUAUUCUACGAGAUGGCUGCCGGACGGCCACUGUUUCCAGGCUCCACAGUGGAAGAUGAACUGCAUCUCAUCUUCAGGUUACUGGGUACGCCCACAGAAGAGAAUUGGCCAGGCAUCUCAUCUAUUGAGGAGUUCAAAUCCUACAACUUUCCCAAAUACAAACCACAGCCCUUCAUCAACCACGCCCCUAGGCUGGACACUGAAGGAAUUGAAUUGUUAUUGUCUUUUCUUAAGUAUGAGUCCAAGAAGCGAAUUUCUGCCGAUGAUUCAAUGAAACACUCCUACUUCAAGAGUCUGGGCAUGCGAGUGCACACACUGCCUGAGAGUAUAUCUAUAUUCACACUGAAAGAGGUGCAGCUUCAGAGGGACCCUGGCUACAGGAACUCUUCCUACCCAGAGACAGGAAACAGCAAGAGCAGAAGACAGAGUAUGCUGUUCUAAGCUACGCUCAUCUAUGCACUCACUCUCAUGAACACACUCGCACAAGCACACACAUACACACACACACACAAACAUGCACACACACUCACUCACACAGACAUAAGCACACAAUGGAUCAGGAUGUUGGCUUCUGCUCAGUGACUGUCUUGUGUAGACUAACUGACUAGCCUCCCUCCCCAUGCUAUAGAGAGAGUGUGUUUGUGUGUGGAUGUGAACGGUGGGUGAAGGGGACUGGUCAGCUCAUCUCUCCCCCCCCCCCCCCAUCCUCCUGUGUCCAGCAUGCAGCCAGUCUCAGUGAUGAAACAACACACCAACACCACGCCCUGAUCCACCUCCUCUGGUUCCCUUGUUGUGUGAGGAGAAGGGUUGUGUGUGUAUAUUCGUGUGAGUGUGUAUAUUUAUUGAAGAGGUCCGUGGGCUUGUUUUGUUUUGCUGCUAAUCGACUACUGUCUCCUUUUAAUACCUUCCCCACUCUCAGGCGACCCUCCUGGUUGUUGCGGACAUGUUAGUGCAGUACUGCCCUCAAGGAGUUCAUUUCUUUAUUUCUUUUUUUUUUUUUUAAUAGUUCUGAAUAUUUCUGUCCAAAAUGUUGACUUUAAAGAUGUCGCUUGUUGUUGCGAUGGUUUUACAGAGAUGCAAUGCCUUUAAGAUUUGUUUUCCUUUUAUUUUCUUUGCCCUCAUUUUGAACUCAUGGUGAUUUUAUGUAGAGAAGCUUCAUUCCUACAGACUUUUCAGACUAUACACAGAUAUUAUGGAAGUUGUACGUAAAAACUGCCCACUCCAUUCCAGUCUCCAAACCUCACCUUAAAAUUUCAGAUGACCCUGUGUUCUAAAGAAAGUCCCCCUACUUCUGGACUUUCAGUGAGCCGUGGACACGUUCUCUUCGGUCAUGUGAUCUGAAGCUGGUUUAAAUGUUUAGAGUCUGCUGAUGGAGAUUUGUGAUUGGCGUUACACUUCCGGUCGACGUCAUGGACAUCGUAGAGCAAAACCGUGAAAAGAGGGGCGGAGAAACAAGCUGUGAGAGAGGGGAUCGAAAACACUGGACCACCAGUAGUCAAUGUGACCUCUGCCAGGGGAAAAAAAGACAAAAAAAAAAAAAAAGAAAGACUGAAGACCAGACCUAGCUUCUUCCUUCUUGUUCUCCUUUUCAUUUUUUUUUUCUUCUUCUGCUUGGACUGAAGUGCUUGUUAUGAUUUUAUGAUGUUUUUAUUUCUUUUUUCAAGAGCUAAUUAUCCUAAUGCAUCUUCAGUGACUGUACAAAAAUGAAAAUGAUAAAAUUCUACCAGAUCUCCUAUUUAGCUUUGGAUUGUGAGAGAGAGAGAGUGAGUCCGUGAGAAAGAGAGUGUGUGAGAGAGAGAGAUAUUUACGGAGAAAUAUAGCGGAGAUCAGACUGUACAGAGCCUCGUUGCGCUAUGCUUAGUGAGGUUGUGAAGACGAGUUAGUUGCAUUAACAGUAUUAAGAGAAUUUUCCUAAGUUACAUUUUGAUUCUUCUGUGAAUAAUGGUAUGGUAUCUCAGUGUGGCAUGUUGGAGUCCCACUGUGUCCCGUUUGUGCUUGACUUUGUUCAGAAGAGGAAAAUAAUAAAAAAAAAAAAUACAGAGUUGUGGAAACAUACAGGAACAACGAUAAAAGAAAAAAUAGAACGGCUGUAUAGGACCAACACCUUUUUUCCAGCGUUUGUACACAUGAAGAAACAUUUCAGAGGUUUUAGAUUCAACAGACAACUGUGUUGUUUUUUUUGUUUUGUUUUUUUUAACUGACAGUUUAUGUUGAUUAAUAUUGUGAUAAUUUUUUUGCAGUUGAUUGUGACUGGAGAAGUGUGUGUACGUAUGUUUGUAUGUAAGUGAGUGCGAGAGUGUGUGUCUGUCUGUAGAUGCAUGGAAUGCCUGGUGUGUCGUAAACCUCGCCUCUGUGGAACACUGACACAGUUGAAGCUGUCGACUGAAUUGACCAUUUAACUCUUUCUACUGCAGAUAUUUAUUUCUCUUAAUCAGUGAAGUAAACAUGGUCUGUUUCAUACGGAA